This is a messenger RNA of Scomber scombrus (Atlantic mackerel), 5477 nucleotides long. It is a transcript of the gene st3gal3a, whose product is annotated as ST3 beta-galactoside alpha-2,3-sialyltransferase 3a. Gene Ontology annotation, molecular function: sialyltransferase activity. The record is from RefSeq and is a predicted model, not a curated record. The coding region runs from base 505 to 1596 and encodes 363 amino acids. NCBI's taxonomy places the organism in Eukaryota, Metazoa, Chordata, Actinopteri, Scombriformes, Scombridae. The transcript is spliced from 11 exons.
UCCUGGUAGAGACGCUGUCAUCUUUAAACUUCAGCAGCUUGUAGUCGACUGUGUGUUUUAAUAGAUGCUGAUAGCCUGGUGCUACCUGCUGUGUGUAGAAUUACUCUCCUUCAACCAAACCACCAAACACUACCUAGUGUGUUACAUUCCGGAUGGGAAGAGAGACAAAUCUGGGAUUUUUACACGGGAGUCUGGUGUGACGCUGCCUCCGUACAGAGACAGAGUAUAUCGGAUACUGACAGAGCGGGCAGCCUGGAUGGAGAGAGGCACUGAUUCUACCUUUCUCUCUCUCUCUCACACACACACACAUAUACCUAGAAAAUGCCCAGCUAAUAAUGACUGUCGGGGUGUUUUCACGCAGCGGUAUUGUUGACCAAUGUAUAUCCAGAAGACUGCUCUCCAACGCGCAGGAACGAAGCACCGACGAACGAUUUGAGGUGAACUAGAAAAUUAACGGUAUCCGUCCGGCUCCAGUGUGGGAUGUGCCAUGUACAGUAGCUGGUGAUGAGAAUGAAACCCAACCGCAACUUCCUGCUGGGCCUGUGUUCCAUGCUGGCCCUCGGAUUCCUCUACUACUCUUCAGGGAGGAUCAGCUUACGAGGCUGGGGACACAAAUCAUUAUAUGACAAGCAAGGAUUCCUUCUGAAGCUGGAUGCUAGUCUGCCUUUGGAGCUGGUGUACAAGUACGGCAAUCUCAGUGAGGGGGUUUGUAAACCCGGUUUUGCAGCUGCCAAGAUGACUGCCAUUUACCCAAAGUUCAACAAACUGGCGCCCAUGUUCCUCGAUCCAAAUUACAGACAGUUCUCCAAAAUCAGUGAUUUUUCACCUCCUUUUGGAAUAAAGGCACAAGAGAAGAUCAUAGAUAUCCUUCUGGCAGCUACAAAGAGCUAUGGCCUGGGAGAAGAACUUGACAGUAUGAGCUGUAAGACGUGCAUCAUCGUGGGGAACGGAGGAAUCCUCACCAACCGCUCUCUGGGCCAGAGGAUUGAUGAGUUUGAUGUGGUGAUCAGGUUAAACGAGGCCCCAGUGAAAGGCUUUGAGAAGGACGUGGGAUCUAAGACCACCAUGAGGAUCACUUAUCCAGAGGGAGCCAUCCAGAAGACAGAGCACUAUGAGGCUCAGUCCCUGUUUGUCCUCUCAGCCUUCAAAUCUCUGGACUUCAGGUGGCUGCGACACAUGGUCUUCAACCAGAGGCUGUACAGCACUGAUGGCUUCUGGAAGUCGGUGGCCAGGUAUGUUCCACGGGACCCCAUGGACAUGCGCAUCCUGAACCCCUAUUUCAUCCAGGAGGCUUCCUUCAAGCUGAUUGGCUUACCUCACAACAAUGGACAGAUGGGCAGAGGGAAUAUCCCAACCUUAGGGGCAGUUGCCAUAACAAUGGCCCUUCAUAACUGUGAUGAAGUAGCUGUGGCUGGAUUUGGCUACAACAUGAGCACCCCCCAUGCCCCCCUGCACUACUAUGAGAAGAUCAGGAUGUCAGCCAUCAAAGAGUCCUGGACUCACAACAUCUCUAAAGAGAAGGAGUUCCUGUUAAAGCUGGUGAAGGCUGGUGUUAUCCAGGACUGGACCAAUGGGCUCUGCGGUGUAGAAUGCUGAUGGCCCUUCAUACAGCUCCAUGGCUCGUGGCUGCAGCGCUGUGCUCACCUGAAGCUGACUUGACACUGAAGAGAAGAAAGAAAACGGGGGCUCUGCAGGCCGUCUCCCAGCAGAGAGCAGCAGCUGUUACAUAUGGUGGUCAGUGCAAAGAGACUGUGUGACCAGGACACACACUGCCCCACUGUUGCAUAUGGACAUAUUGCAAGCACUUGGCCUCUGCAUUGUAUGGCAGUAUUUAGGUCUUUCUAGUUAUAGUUAGUGCAUAUUCACAGGGGGAUUCGGUCCCUGGCUCAGGGGUACAUUGGCCCUGUUGGGGAUGGAACCAGCACCUGGACCAGACUGACCAGCUACUCAGAACUUCUGCAGGCUUAAAAAUGAAUAUACUGGCUUUCAACAUUGAGCCUGUGCCAAGAAUACCUCUACAAGUGUCCUUCUGCUCACACAUCUGAAUGUAAUCUGCAUCAAACUUAUAGUCUCUUGAUAUAUCUUCCAGUUUCUGUGUUAAACAGGGUGCACAUCACACCUGACUCAGCCGUCCUGGACCAGUCUCUGAACUGAGGUAAAAACCUUUCUGUCAGAGUAACACAGUGAUCGCCACAGCUUGUUUUGUUGAGUGGGUCAGAGUCUGCACACAAGCCAAAAAGAGCUUGUUUUCCAGCAGCAUUAACAUCAAACACACAGUGGAGCUUGCCACACUGCUUACACAGAGGUUAAACAGCCACAUCUGGUUUGUUUUUGUGAGGCAGCGAGAUAUUCUGAUCACUUAAAGGCUUUCUUAUGUGAAGCACGAUUUUUUUAAGGUUUAAGGAUUAAUUUGCAUGUUGUUUAAAAACAGAUCACUGAAUGAACCAAUACACAUACAAGCUGAGUUUUUCCUCUGCUGAAAGGCUGUAUUGAGUCCUUUUGCUCAAAGCUCCGUUUUUUUAGCCAAUCACAAGAAGCCACAUCACACAUGCUAACAACUAUAAGGCAGUGCGAGGGUUGAUCACCUUAUUGAUCACAUUCCAUUGCAGUCAGUCUACUUUGAUCGAGUCAUGAAGUCACUCAGGUGCUGCACUGGUAAACACUAAGGGCCUGAUUUACUAAAGGUUUGCGUGUGUACAAACGUGUGACAGUGGCAAAACUUCACAUCACCCCCAAAAAAAUGUGCAAGCUGAUCUACUAACACAGCACACUGAGGUUUGCGUCUUUCAGCUGUGCAAGAUAGUACGCGCUGUCCAUUUAGUAGUUUACCAUAAUGAAUAUGUAAUAUGAGGCGUUUCAACCCCAGUGUGUAAAAUACAGGGAGGAGAAAAUGUAAAUAUGUUAUUUACCAAACCUGAAGGUAUUAUUUCUGACGGUAACUGUGUCUAUAAAUAAUAGGUUUGAAAGGAAGGUGUUAACACACAUGACAGGCACAAUGACAGAUUACACAGACACAGAGAACAUAUUUUUUCCACCCAUGUUAAUAUUUUUGGAGUGGAAUAUUUGUGGUUUUACUAACAGCAUUGACUUUGUCACUAAUACUCUCCCAUAUAGCAAUGUUUUCUGGUAUUGUUUCUGCUGUAACUCAAUAUGUUUGUUAACCUCUUCCACUAGAACCUCUUAUUGCAUGUGAUCACAUUUCUGCUCGUCCAAACUCUCCAUUAAGACACAAAACCUUCAUUUAAAUACCGCUGUCUGCACCUGUUGUUAUUUACAGUUAUUCUUAGUAGAUCACUCGCAAAAUACACGCUAACCAAACGUGCAAUCUGUUGCACUGCACAUGCAAUUUAGUACCUUUUAUUUGGGAUCUAAGUAAAUCAGGCCCUUAGUCCAUUAGCAGUGGAAGUAAGUUGAACUUUUUACAAGAUUGAGAACAGGAGCAGCUGUUGGUUUGUCACAGCCUCAGUCUGUGUGUGCUUUUAUGACUUUACAUUAGAUUCAUCUCAGCACAUCAAGACUUAAUAAGACUUUUCAAAGAUGGAGCUCACAUCUCCAAAACUAUUGAAAUGAUAGAAACUGUCUGCAGCAUAUGUAAAAAAGCUCCCAAUGACAGUAUUUUCGUGCUGUUUAUUCACGACGUGCUCUAAAUAAGACUUCAAUACUUAAGAUUUUCCUCCCAAUGUCCACUGUAUGCAGCUAUCAUUUCACUUUGUCCUGGAUGUCAGUGGACAGGCUGUUUCCUCCUCUCUGUCUGUUUUUUAUAAAGUAUUUAGAUUUUCCUUCUGCUAAUCUACACUGUUCUGGAAAUACAUAUCCAAAAUAAAGAUCAGACAGUGUGCUACGUACAGUCAUUAAAACAAGUAAAGAAACCAGAUAUGUUACCACAUCAAUCAUAAAUGAGCUGCAGGUUCAAAAUGCUUUAAAAAUACAAUGAAACAUCACAAGUUCAAAGUAUUGAAGAACAAACUGCAUCAAGUUGUUCCUUUAAGUAAACAUCAUAACUGUGACGGAGACAUGAAGCCACAUAAUGAGUGACCUGUUUCUCGUGUCAUACUAUCAGUGUUGUAAAAGAGAUGAGGAAGUAGAGAAGACACAUGUUUCACUGAAGCAGAACAAGUUUUCCCACAAUAGAACUUGACAUCAGAGCCAAACAUCCAGGCAGCAAUAAAACACUGUGCUAACUGCUACUGACACACUGAGCUCAUCCCAGACAUCUCAGAGCGCAGUGUGACAGGAAUAUCAGGAUUUUAUUUUAGUAAUUAAAUCAUCUGUUUCUACUGUUGUCUGUCCAUGUGCCUGUGUCACUCAAGACUAGUUCAGUUUUCACAAUGUUCAAUAUAAAAUAUCUGUAUGUGAAAAACAAGGCUAUAAAAUCAAAUCAUCACAGAGAGCCAGAAUAACUUAGUUUGAGAUACUAUGAGCAAAUAUAAUAUAAAUAGAUCCCUAAUCUGUCGACCAAUGGAACAAGAAACACAUGAAUUGAGACAUUAUGAUGGGGAUCAUAGUGUCAUAUUAAAUAGACUGUGUUUAUACAGAGCUUCUCUAGUCUUAUUGACUAUUCAGAGUGCUUUACAUUACAUUGCCAACAUUCACCCAUUCACACACAUUCAUGCACAUACUGUCCUCUCUAUAGGGCCAUGUCAGCCAACCACAUGACCCUCACUCAGCCAAUCACAUUAGAGCUGGCCAUGGUUGAUACUUUGUAUUCUAAAUAAAAGAGCACUGUUUUUCAAAGUAACUUCAUCCAAGAUGAACAAAUGAAAGCUCUAAAGCAGAGAUCAGAUUCCAGCAUCACAGAGGACGAGGAGCUAAAUGAGUACCAGUGUGUCCUGGUUUUCUUAUCUUCUUUAGCCAAGUUUAACAACUUCUAUGCACAUUACAUGGUGACCACCUCAAAAGACAAAAAAACUAUAUCCUGACAUAAUUGUCCUCAAAGAACUCUGUCAGGACUAACGGGCUCCUGGUCUGAGUUGAAUCACAGUGAAUCAUUGGCAGCUUGAAAUUCAUUUUAGGUUUAUUGAAUCAUUGAUUUUGUAUUGAUGUGAAAGGAUAAUGUCAGUCAGGGUUUAGCUGAUGCUGGCUCUCCAAAGAUGUUUUACAGACUCCCUCUGAUCUCCUUUCUCCUUUAUUGUCAUUGCCAAUAAUGACAGCAGAACAUCAAAACACUCCCUUUAAUCAUUUCACUUAGCCUGACCAAAGGCUGCUAUCUCAGGCCCUCACACAGUCAUGAUGAGUGGUAUUAUCAGUUAACUCAGCUUUAUCAAUCUAUCACAUAUUAUUUAAGAUAAGCUGCAUUGUGAAGUGUGUACGUGCGUUUGUGUCGCUUUAUACACACUGGCCUGCAUAGUUGGUAUUCGCCUCACUGUGUGUGUUGGUGGACUUCAUGCUGGUCAGAUGCUCGAGCCAAAGUAUUCAUCUAUUUAUUUAGACAGUGCAAUAGAACACACUGACAAAUAAAGUGAAUAAGAAUGCUGCAA